Molecule: messenger RNA, 1988 nt
Organism: Paramuricea clavata
Lineage: Eukaryota; Metazoa; Cnidaria; Anthozoa; Malacalcyonacea; Plexauridae
Source: the annotation of a GenBank genome assembly
GUCAAUUUGCACCUAACUGCCAUGAAAGCUAAAUUUGUCUAUUACGCAUAAAGUUGUCACAAUUGCAAGCUAUUACGUUUCGAUACUUUUCUUUAUCGUACUGAUCCUACUGUUGUACCACAGUGUAGUUGGACAAAGAUCUUUCAUAGAUAUUGCAUGCCAUUAAUCUUACAAAGAUCAUAAUAAUUAUAGGAUCUUACAAUCAUGUUACGAUGAUUUUGCUGGGAUUUUGGCAAGCUUGCUAACCUAGGUUUAAUGAUUUAGGUCAUGGUUUAGCAAAUGUAGCUGUACCAGAUAAUUUGAAAAAUUCUACCAGUAUUUUGAAGGGAUCCGGAGAGAUUGCCUUCAUGAAACAACUACAGAAAUGGUUGGGAGAGAAAUGUAAAUGGACUCUUUGUUACAGAGCUUCCAGAGAUGGUUGGAGUGCCCAAGAUUUUCACAGACAUUGUGACAAUAAAGGACCGACAGUGGUUUUGGUGAAAGCCAAUGAUUGUAUUUUUGGAGGAUACACUGACCAACACUGGGAAUCUUCAGGUAUGCUAUGUAAGAAAAGAUUUAUAUAUUAACAUUUGCAUAAUUUAUGCGAGCUAUAUAUUUGUCCUGCAAACUGGUUUCAUUAAACUGUCCAUUUGUUACACGGGAAUUUCGUGCGUUCCAUAUGAACGCAUAAGGUGAUUGUCGUGAAAUUGAGUAUUGAGUAUAUGGUUCAAAAUCCGUCCAGUCUCAUGUGAACCGGGGACGAUUGUGUCAAAAUCAUCCCGAUCAUAUCCAAAAGUAAAUAUUAUAGUGACUAUUAAAUAUUUCAUUAAACUUUACUUAUUAAUAAAAUACAGAACAAUAGACACUCCGAAAAUUGUAAACAUUUUCAUUUACGUCUCGACUAUUAAUUUUAUAAGUCAUCUUCAGAAGAAAAAAUCAAAUAUUCAUCUUUCUAUUAUUUUGUGUUUUAUUAGAAUACUCUAUGGCAACCGUAAUUUUCAUUCAUUAUUCAUUAAUUUUGUUCAAUUUUAAGGUUGUGCUUGGAAACGUUCCAACUUGUCAUUUUUAUUUUCCCUGCGCAAUAAAGACAACCUUGCUCCAUUUAUUGCCAACAUCAAGCAAGGUAAGGAGCAAAAUGCAAUCUACUGUUCCUCUGGUGAUGGUCCAUUCUUUGGUGCAGAUUAUGAUGUGCGUAUUUGGAACAAUCCUCAAGUUAAUCAAUCAUGCAGCAAUUUUGGACACACAUACCAACUUCCCCCUGGUUAUGUCUAUAACAGUGAACAAGCAAAGAACCUUCUUGCUGGUCAGUACCAAUUCUUAACGACAGAAAUUGAAGUCUUCAACUGAAAACUGUCCUCAUUUACGAACGUUUUACUCAUAACGAGAAAUAGCAUUACAUUGAUCAUCCCACCGGUCUUAGCAAAGCGUUUUAGGCAGUGAUAUUGUAAUACUAUAAGGUAUCAAGAAUUAAUAUGAAUAUGUUAAACCAUGUAUAGGAAUCUUAAAAAUUGAAAUUGGUCAUAAACCUCACAGUAGCAGUUACUGGAGUCAACAAAUGAAAAUCGAAAAAAUAACAAUCAGUUUUUCACAGUGGUAAUACAUGACGUUAGCUGCGAUGUUACUCUGGUUCCAGGCGAGAAUGGAGAGCCUCUGCCUCUAGUCACAUCGAUUGCAAAUCCCACUUCCACACUUGAUUAGGUUCAGAAUUUGAAUCUCGCAUGUGAUUGGCCGUUUGUAUCAAACUGAUUAAUAUUGAUAUGUUUAUCUCCUGAGAAAUUUGAUACCUUUUGCACAGGAGUAAUAAUAGUCAUGCUUGGUUGAGUUUAAUUAAUUAAAGACCAUGUAAAGUCCGUUCUGCGCAUAUGUUCUGCGCGGGCCUACAUUCCAAUGUUCGGGACCCGACCAUUGGAAUGUUGUUUAAAAAUAUUUCGCACCUUGCGAACUUUCUUGAAUCGAAUCUCUCUAGUCUGUAUUCAUUUACAAGCAUAGCGAACUCAGAAGAGUGUUAA